CUUGAUUAAAGUAGUCAAUGAUAAAAAAAUUGUGCAAAUUUUUCAGCUUAAUUCAAAAAAUUGUCAAAUUAAGACGCAAAUUGUAAAAUCUUAAUAGACUAAUCAUGGAAAAUUGUGAAAAUAACAAGGAGGUUCUUCAGAUGCUGACAAAAGUGACGAAUUUCGUAAUGGAAUGUGAGAAAUUGACAAUGGAGAAUGAUCAAGUGAAAUUCGAAAAUGAAAAUCUCAAAAAUCGAUUGGAGGAAGCGGAUAAAAGGAAUCAGCAAAUCAAUUAUGAAUUGCAGCAACGAGACAAGACCAUCGCUUUGAACAUCAAGACAUUGAAGCAAAAGGAUAUAAUUAUUGACGAUAAGAAUGAAGAAAUAAAGCAGAUCAAUUUAGUAAUUGGAAAAAAUGACGAAAAAUUAGAACAGCUUGAAGAAGUCAUCGCUGAACAAAAAGAAUACAUCCUUGACUUGAAUGAUAUUGUUGAUUCAAAAGAGCUUACAAUCAUUAAAAAGGAAGACUUGAUAGACCAAAAAAUCGAAAUCAUCAAGAAUCUGGAACGAACAGCAGUUGAAUUAAAUCAAAAGAUAACAGCAAUGGAAAAAUCGAUUGAGAAGCUUGAAGAAGCUGCUAGGAAGAAAAAAAAUAAAUUAAAGCGAAAGACUUCAGGAAGUGAGACGCACGCAAAUUACUUAAAAGCUUGUUAUAACAAUUCGGCGACUCGAUGCCAAGUUUUGGAGCAGAAAAUCUCAAAUUUGGAAUAUUACGUAAGCUGUCUUCAUGCUGCUCUUGAACGAAAUUACAUUUUUGAGGAUGCUGUUGCGUUUCUUGAAAAUGAUCAAACUGAAGACUCUCCAAUCACUGAGGCAACUGAUGAACAGUCUAUGGCUGUAACUGAUGUUGAUGACAAGAGUGAAGUUCUGUCUGAUGAGAGUGUUGAUGACGAUAAUGAUUGCAAGAAGAAUGAACUAAUUUCUUCAGAGGAUAGAUUUGCUGUUUAUUCAAAUAUUUAUGAUGAAAAAACUACCGAGAAAAGCUGCAAGUCCAAGAUAUCACCAAAGAAGUCGUUUGAAAAAAAGUCAAAGAACAAGAAAAUCACAAAGCCCAAAAAGAAGAAGGUUAAGUUUGCACAGGUUGUCACUGUGGCUUUUUUCUGAAAUAGUCGACGACAAGCUUUUGUGCAAGGGGAAAGAACUGUGAAAUCUUCUCACAUUCACCUGUAUUUACAUGCAUUUUCCCUCAUUUCAUGUAUUUACCUGCAUUUAAAUGUACAUACAUGCAUAACCAUGCAUUUACAUGUAUUUUACCGCUAUUAUCAAUUAAGCGAUGGUUUAUAUUCAUUUAUUUUUAAAAUAGUAAUUUGCAAAGAUUUUAUUAAUUUUAAAAGCUGUUUCAUGACGUAAAGACACCUUAACAUUGUUUACGUCAAUUUUGACUUGAAUUUUCUAUAAAUUUUAAUAGUGAA
Chironomus riparius is the source of this 1450-nucleotide messenger RNA. The record is from the annotation of a GenBank genome assembly. Lineage: Eukaryota; Metazoa; Arthropoda; Insecta; Diptera; Chironomidae.